AUGACAGCGCCAGUUCCCCCAGGUUCCCUCAUCCUCGUCACCGGUGUCAAUGGCCAUAUCGCCAGUGCCACCGCUCUGCGCCUCCUGCAGAAAGGAUACAGAGUCAGGGGAGCAGUUCGUGCUCUCAAAGCGGGUGCCUACGUCCAGAACGAGUUCAAGGAGUACAAAGAUAACUUUGAGCUCAUCGAAGUCCCUGACAUCGUUGCGUUUGAUGGAGCAUUGGAUGGCAUUGAUGCCGUGAUCCACACGGCCUCCCCGGUUACAUUUGAUGCGAAGACACUAGAGGAGUUUUACGUGCCGUCGAUCGACGGCACACUGAGUAUUAUGCGCAGUGCACAGGAGUUUUCUGGUGUAAAACGUUUCUUGUAUUUGGGAUCGGCGGGCUCCGUGGUCAUGAACGGGAAGGAUCCCUACAAGGAAAUCACCACUCGCGAUGACUGGAAUAUUGAAACCGCGAAGCUAGUCCAGAACCUCAGCGACCCGGCGAGAGGAUUUCACAUCUACAUUGCGUCCAAAAUUGAGGCGGAGAGAGCAGCCCGGAAUUUUAUGGAGACGGAAAAACCUCACUACGCUUUCACCUCCGUAUUGGGUGCCUCCGUCAUUGGACCCAUACACAAGGAACUGACUGGCCCACCACGUGGUGACCAGACCCUCGGCAAACUCUACGAUGUCCUUGCGAAGCCGCCCCGCACCGAGGGGAUCAGCCCGGUCAAGAGCAUGAUGUGGGUCGACGCUUACGACGUGGCAGACCUCUUCAUCGCGUCGCUCGCCUUCGACAAGACCAUCGGCAAACGUCUUCUCGCCAUCGCGGGUAGGAUGUCCUGGGCCGAAGCCGGCGACAUCAUCCGCAAGGCUUUCCCCGACCGCCCUGUCCCUCCUGCUAGCACGAAAGGCCACACAGUGAGCUAUUACGGGGCUGAUGCCAUUCAAUUUGACACAGCUCUGGAGAAAGAGCUUCUGGGUGGGGACUGGCGCUCUCUAGAGGAUGGGGUCUUGACCUGUGCUAGCGACCUUAUCGCGAAGGAGUCCAAAGGCUGGGACAAGCCGAUAUCCUGAGCCACUGUAUACUCAAUGCGUGUACUUAGAGGCCGUGUCGACCACUCCGAUACUCUCAACCGUGCAAAGGAUAUAAACACGGAGCGGAGACGCUGAAGAGUUAGUGGUCCGCGUUGAAUAGAUCUGAGCAUGUGCAGGUCACGUCCAGCCAGUGGAAG
Phanerochaete carnosa HHB-10118-sp is the source of this 1214-nucleotide messenger RNA. RefSeq lists its product as uncharacterized. The transcript has 5 exons. Gene Ontology annotation, molecular function: oxidoreductase activity, acting on the CH-OH group of donors, NAD or NADP as acceptor. Lineage: Eukaryota; Fungi; Basidiomycota; Agaricomycetes; Polyporales; Phanerochaetaceae. Bases 1 to 1056 code for a protein of 351 amino acids. The record is from RefSeq and is a predicted model, not a curated record.